UAUUACAACUUAGGGUUAGGGUUAACUCCUGAUUUGCUUAGCUAGGCAAGCAGGAUAUAAAUAUUACAACCACCACUGUCGUGCUAUCAUUAUCACUACCACUUAAGAGGGUCCCCUAUACAUUUUUUGUGAUGCAUGAAUGGGCAUUUUUUCUUUGCGUGAAGCAUGAAUGAGGAUUUAUUUUUUCCAUGAUUCGUGAAUCUAUAUUUUUCCAUCCUCGGGAAACUGGUUUUCAAUUUUUUCGUGAUCCGUGAAAAAUGCAGUUACUUUCGCGUGAUUUGUGAACCAUCGACUUUUGUGGGAAUAAUUUUUCACAUUUUUGGAGAUUUUAGCAUCAUAAAUGCUCGUAUACUACACCAAACUGGAUGUAAAAAGCGUGACGGCCUGCCUUUCUCGACAUCUCUUGACAUGCGUGAGGAUGGAGGACUGAGAACUAACCACAGCAACAGUGAACCAGGAGGGCAUAGAAUCUAGUCUGUCACGCUGUGUCACACAUGCAGGGUAUCACGCCAUUUCGAUCGAGAAAAGGCAGAAAAGGUUCUUACACAGAUACCAUUGGAUUAAGAAUUAUUCGUGAACAUGUAGCCAAAUAUAUUUCAAGAAGAGAUGGUUAUCCUGCUGAUCCAGAUGAUGUCAUACUGUUAAAUGGUGGAGCAAGAGGAAUACAGGUUGGAUUAGCAUCACUCAAAACCAGUUCACAUGAUGGUAAGGGCAGGGCAGGACUUAUGGUUCCAAUACCUGUAUUUCCUCAAUACACUGCAAGGAUCGUAGAAUACAACUUCCAUCAGAUUAAUUACUAUUUGGAUGAAGAAAACAACUGGAGUUUAAACAUCAAUGAACUGAAGAGAGCUUUAGAGGAAGCAAAGCCACUCUGUAAACCAAGGGGACUGGUACUCAUUAAUCCAGGAAAUCCCACAGGACAAAUCUUGACGUACGACAACAUCAGGGACCUUAUCAAGUUUUGCGCUAGCGAGAAACUGGUUUUAUUUGCUGAUGAAGUGUACCAGGAAACAGUAUUUACCAAUGAGGCCAAGUUCCACUCGUGCAAAAAGGUUCUAAGAGACCUUGGACCCGACUACAAUAAUUUUCAACUGAUGUCAAUAAAUUCAGCUUCCAAGGGGUUUUAUGGCGAAUGUGGUUUAAGGGGAGCGUAUAUGGAGUUGGUCGGGUUCAGCAAAGAAGUUAAACACCAGUUUAGGAAUUUUAUGUCACCAAGUGUGAGCCCUACCACGAUUGGACAGGCCGCCGUGAGUGCGAUUUGUACUCCGCCUCAACCUGGUGACGAGUCGUACGAGACAUUUAUUAAGGAGAAGAUGGCCAUUUUAGACUCGUAUCAAAGGAAAGCCAAGAUCACCACCUCAAUGUUGAAUUCUCUUGAAGGAAUAACGUGUAGUGAAGUAACUGGAGCCUUGUAUGCAUUUCCCAGAGUUCAUCUUCCACGGAAAGCUAUAGAAGAGGCUAAGCUCAACAAUUGCAAACCAGACGAGUUCUACUGUUGGCAGAUGUUAGAGGCUACUGGAAUAACUCCCGUUCCUGGGACUAAUUUCGGACAGAAACCAGGAACACACCAUUUUAGGCUUACUAUUUUACCGUCUGAAGACAAAGUAGUGCCCAUGUUCGAGACAAUUAGCAAGUUUCACAAGGAAUUCAUGGACAAAUACAAAGACGAUGAUGAUGACAAACAAUGAUACAUUCACCAGAAAAAGCACUGUGUGUCUAAACAUGAAAUACCACCUUGGUCACAAGGGUUGGAAAAAAUUCAUUCUUAAAGCAUUUUGCCACUCCCUACCCCUGUGCAAUGUUGACAAGACACUUUCAUCGAACACAAGUUUGCAUUUUACCAUUUUCCAACUUUGAAAGGGGGAAUGGGAGUGUUGACUCUUAUUCUGUAGGUAUUACUGUUAUGAUUUCAUGUCUUUGCGCACUUUCCAACACAAUUUGUCCAUGGUUGCAGUUUCCUUAUUUAAGAGAUAACUACUAGCUAAAUCAACCUCGUUCCUCGGGCUUUUCCUUUGAAUUUUGGGAUAGGGGAUUGGGAAAGGGUCUUUCCCAGUAGGUGUGGCACAAGUAAAAUGAAAAAAAGAGUAACUUUAUCUGAGUGUGAACGUAUCAACACUGAUCUGCUAAUUGAGGCAUUCAUUACUUGAAAGACCUCAGUACAAUUCCCUUUGCCAAAGAAGAAAAACAUUAUUUACUGCCCGAACAAUACUCUAUACAUCAUCAUGAAGUAGUAUUUACCGAGUCUGGUUUUAUUUCCUUGCUGCCCUCGUUUUAUUGAAAAUAACUCAGUUUACAAAGUACAGAGUUGAAUAUAUAGUGUACGUAAAAUGCUAAUUGACUAUAACUGACUCUAGUCAUUUGACUAUAGUCAAUUAGCAUUUUGCGUACACUAUAUAUUCAGCUCUGUACUUUGAAAUUUAAACUGAAGAUGGCAGAAGAUUCUGUUGAAACGUGUUUUUAAAAAACGGUGUGUUGUUUCUAAAACUUUUAACAUGUCUGCUACUAUCCAGACCUUUUAAAAAUACCUCUAAUUUUUAAAACCUGGAUCAUUGGAUAGUGCAAUUCCAGAGUUUUUAUUGGCUUAGCCAUCUUGGUAUAUGAGCAAUUAUAGAUAUUAGAGUGGAUAGAGUGAGAUUUAGUUUCACUGUUUCCCUCACUGUACAUAUAUAGUGUAACCGAGAGACCAUGAUCUUAGUUUCUUACUGUCUCCAAAUUCAGUUCUUAUUUAUAAAAAUUGUGAUCAUACCUUAAAAUCUCGUCAUGAAUCUUUCUUCCGCUGUACUUUUUUCCAUGAAGUUUUCUCAUUUCCGUGAAGUUUUCUCAUUUCCGUGGGCAUUGAGUGAUUUAAUUCAAACUUUUUGACGAGCAUCCCCGACCUUUUCACACGGGAGGGCGAAGUCUUGCAUUAUGUAAAUUCAUCUGCUUUGGAAUUAAAUUCAAUUUUGCACUUGGUGUACAAAACAUUA
Messenger RNA from Orbicella faveolata, 2966 nucleotides. Its product is annotated as alanine aminotransferase 2-like. The record is from RefSeq and is a predicted model, not a curated record. NCBI's taxonomy places the organism in Eukaryota, Metazoa, Cnidaria, Anthozoa, Scleractinia, Merulinidae. Gene Ontology annotation, molecular function: transaminase activity; pyridoxal phosphate binding. Gene Ontology annotation, biological process: biosynthetic process.